Messenger RNA from Cuscuta epithymum, 1494 nucleotides. NCBI's taxonomy places the organism in Eukaryota, Viridiplantae, Streptophyta, Magnoliopsida, Solanales, Convolvulaceae. The record is from the annotation of a GenBank genome assembly.
CAACAAUCCAAACCCGCGUGGCCCCACUUUCCUUUCGGUUUAAUUCGUUUCCGUUGAUUCUCUCGCCGAUCGCACGUUAACUCAUUUCCCCACCGUCACCGCCAACCUCCGCCGGAAGAUGGGAAUUUCGUGGAGUAAACGACAGCAGCAGCCGCAGCAGCAACUUCCACCGCCGUCUCUCUCGCAACUUCCGCCGCCGUCCCUCUCGCAAGUUCCACCGCCAGAGCAACCUCCAUCUUUAUCCAGUCCUCCUCCGCCCCUCCCUCCGCCUCCGCCGGCACUACCCUGCGUUGUUUUCGGAGCUAGUUCACCCUAUCCCGCCCCCUCCCAGAACCCUUAUUCCUCGAUCCCCGUUCCUUACACGCGUCAGUCCACAGGCCCCUUCAAUCACGACUACAAUCAAACCAAUCGACCUUUUAUUUACCGUAACAAUUACCAUCCGUCCUAUUACCUACCACAAGCUCAUGGAUGGUAUGGGUCCCGCCCCCCUCCGCCACCGCCACCGCCCUUGCCUGCGGUUCCCUAUGUAGAUCACCAGAACGCGAGGAAGAUCAAGAAUGACGUAAAUGUGCACAAAGAUACUAUAAAGCUAGAAGUUGACAUGCUCAAUAAGGAUUGCCAUUUGGUGUCUUUUAUUUUGGAUGCAAUGGUGGAUGGAAGCAUUUCUAUUUUAUACUUUGGUAAGGAAGGGACCAACUGUAAAUAUACUCCGGUGUACACAGACAUAAAACCAGUGAGAGUCCCUUUCCAGAAAGGAUUGGGCCAAAAGUUUUGCCAGCCUGCGGGAAGUGGCAUUGAUUUGGGUUUCUUUGACAUAAAUGACCUGUCGAGACCUCUACCUGGAGAAAAUGCUUUCCCACUUGUUAUAUUAGCAGAGUCAUGUCCGCCAUCAACAUCUGUGGAGGAACUUGUUCCCGAUGAGCUACAGUCCAGUAAAUUUUUGCAUGCUCAAAUCACAGAGGCUGUUAUAGAGAGGCACAGUGAUGAUAAUUUUCAAGUGAAAGUAGUCAAGCAGAUAUUGUGGGUUGAGGGGGUUCGUUAUGAGUUGCGUGAAAUUUUUGGGAUUGGCAAACCAGAUGAGGCAGCCAUAAAUGAGGACUCAGGAAAAGAAUGUGUCAUUUGCUUGACUGAACCAAAGGAUACCGCAGUUUUGCCUUGUAGACAUAUGUGUCUGUGUGGUGAAUGCGCCAAGACUUUAAGACUUCAAUCAAACAAGUGUCCGAUAUGCCGUCAACCCAUUGAAGAGCUUCUGGAGAUCAAGGUUAAUGAAGGUUCAUAGGCAUCACCAAAAGCUUGGAUAUGGCAAAGCAACAUGUAUACCUGUCCGUGGAAGAUUAAUAAUCAUUGCCGCUUGCAGAAUAGUUUUGUAACAACGUUCCCUAAUCAAAGUAAUCAGCAACUAUAUUCACUACGUGGUGUUGUAUAUAAUCUGUGAAUUGGUCCAGUUAUAAUAGUUUUUCAAUUAUUUGAUCAUCUUAUCUUCAUCUAUUUGGG